Orbilia oligospora ATCC 24927 is the source of this 2370-nucleotide messenger RNA. RefSeq lists its product as uncharacterized. Lineage: Eukaryota; Fungi; Ascomycota; Orbiliomycetes; Orbiliales; Orbiliaceae. The transcript has 4 exons. The record is from RefSeq and is a predicted model, not a curated record. Bases 1 to 2370 code for a protein of 789 amino acids.
AUGCGGGUUGAUGGAAAUAUCAAGUGGCAGCAGCUUCUGGCUGUUAUUGCUACCUUGAAGGGAUACCACGUGUCUGCGAAUGGUGACGACGUCGAGAACGCCAAUCCUGGUGGUAAUGGUAACGGUAACGGUAACGGUGGCGGGAUAACUCCUACAUGGGGACAAAGCCCAAGUAGAGGGUUUACAUUUCCAAGUCCGCCUUAUACACCUCAAACUGGGAUACAGAAUACUCUUGAUACUAGCAGGACUAGUCAUAGUGGUAUGGCAAAUAGUCUAGCUUCAGGACGAGGCAAUAGUUUCCUACUACCACCAAAUGCAAAUCCUUUACUCAGCCAGCCUGGGAGAAUAUUAACGUCGUCCUACCGACCGCCGAAUUAUGAUAAUAGUUAUAGCAUACAUCGCAGCAAUAACAAUAGCAAUAGUCCAGAUAACUCUGGAUACGAUAGUCCUGAUGAAGAUCUUCCGGAAACCGAACCGGAUGAGCUAUUAUACCCGAGAAUAGGCCAGCGGACAUCGCUUUUCUCAGAUAAUCCGAGUCGAAUGUUAGAAAAGGGUCUGUUUGAUAGAGGGUCGACGACUCCAGGGAUGACUUUGGGGACUGCUAUUAAGGCUCUGGGGAUCAAAGAACCCGAAGAGAAUAUUAAAAAUAUCUGGCCCUUAAUUGAUCUACAGAAAACACCGCCAACUAGUGAAGCUAAUACCCCCCGUUAUGAUCUUAUAAGCGGACAGACUACACCGCGGUAUGAUCUUAGUGGGCAGAAUACACCACGUUAUGAUAUGAGCGGGGGUUUUACAUCACGUCACGAUAGUAGGCGGACGUCGAGAUAUGGAAGUCCACUUGCGAGAGAUAGGUUCACGAUAGCGGAUCCGAUCUCGGUAGCUAGUAUGGGGGACGAUGAAGGGAAUGUUGAGGAUGAUGAAGAAGAAGAAUUGGCAGUGAAUGUACCGGUGUUUGGAAGGGCGACGGAUUACCCUGGCUUGGAAUUUACGGGGCCGAAGAAAGUUAAUCCAAUCGAUGUUGAUACGGGGACUAUUUUUAUAUCGGCAACUACAGAGAAAGACAUUCCAGCCGAGCCAGGGAUUCCAUCCCUACAAUCAAUCCCACAGGAUACGACUGACCCGUUAUAUCCAAAAGCGUUCGUGAUCACACCCGGCGGCGCCAGCAGCGCAGCAACAAAAAUAAACGCUAUCGUUAGCGAAAAGAAGGAUUACCUGGGAAACCCUCAGAUGAUACUAGUGGCCCAAUAUCGAGACGUUAACCCUAAUCCCAGCAAAUGGAUUGUAGACAAAGCGAAUGGCGGGGUCCUUCGACUCGCCGGUACUCCUUAUUUCGUUUAUUUAUGUCACAGACCUAGUGAAAAGGUUCCGUUUCUGGUAGGGAAUUGGAAUGAAUUUGACAAAGUCUCGAAGACUUGUGUUGGCGAGAAUACAGGUUACUUCUAUUAUAUGGGAUGGGAAGUAGUUCCGUCGACGCCAAAAGCCGGGCUUCCUGCAACGGCUGCUGAGGCUGAAGUACAAUUCAACAACCCCAAGUUAAAGUCGCUUAAUAAAGAGGGAGUCUUCAAUAUCAGAUUCCCUCCGGGUGAUAAAGACUAUUUAUGGGAUACUGCUAAAGACGGCCGAAUUAGGCUACCAAGAUAUGUACAGGUUACGACAUUGCCCAGUUCAAAGGUUAAACAGGUAGUCGGGACCGCGAUGAGCGAGGACCGUCGGUUUUGGAUGUACGUGGGCAAUGUGAUUCCCACGGGGAAUGACGUACCAAAAGGAUGGACGGCCGCAGAAGUUUUGGCCGGGGAUCCUAUCCAGAUACAGGAGCAUCAUUUUAGGUUCUUAACGGAGAUUGAUCCGAAGCGCUAUACUUUUGGAACAGAACGUAAGUACGGAGCAGAGGUUGCUAUGGCUAGUCUGGAAGGUUUUCCUAAGCCUGGUGUCUGGUCCUAUAAUGUUACGCGGAAUCGGAUAUACAAACUGGGCACAAAAAGAUUCAUUUAUACAUGUAGGAGCGAGGAUAAGGGAGGCGCAUUUCUACUUUCUGGGCUUUACGCUGAGGCUUUGAAGGAUUGUGGGAAAAAAGAUUGGAUACAUCCGAUACACCCGAAGUUUGAAGAUCAUAUUGGGAGCCAUGGGCGACUUUCAGUAUCUCUAGGCAGGGGUGUCUUAUGGGUAACUCCGGAUCCGGAUUUUACGACACCGGGUUUAGCUUACAAUGAAAUGGGGGUACCGUUAGUUGGGAGGUUGAUGACAUUGGGGAAACCUGACUAUAGCGGGAUGUCGACCAAAAAAAUUGCAGAAGCAAGGGAGUAUAGAGCAGAGGCGACAAUUAUUACUGAGGUAUUCGUGGUGGACGUAAAGAAGACCUAUACGCAAUAA